Molecule: messenger RNA, 1539 nt
Organism: Loxodonta africana (African savanna elephant)
Lineage: Eukaryota; Metazoa; Chordata; Mammalia; Proboscidea; Elephantidae
Product: olfactory receptor 1G1-like
Exons: 1
Coding region: 62-1003 (313 amino acids)
Biological process (GO): G protein-coupled receptor signaling pathway
Cellular component (GO): plasma membrane
Molecular function (GO): G protein-coupled receptor activity; olfactory receptor activity
Source: RefSeq, a predicted model, not a curated record
AGAGUUCACAAUCCAAGGGUUAGCAACCUUAGACAAUUGACCCAACUUUCUGCUUCCAGGGAUGGGAAAGGAAAACUGGUCCAGUGUCUCAGCAUUUUUUCUCCUGGGGUUCUCCAAGCAGAAGGAGCAGCAGGAAGUCCUCUUCGGGCUGUUCCUGUCCAUGUACCUGGUUACUGUGGCAAGCAAUCUCCUCAUCAUUCUGGCUAUCAUCUCUGAUGCUCACCUCCACACCCCAAUGUACUUCUUCCUGGCCACCCUCUCCCUUGCUGAUGCGUGCUUUGUGUCUACCACAGUCCCCAAGAUGCUGGCAAACAUAUGGACCCAGAGUCAAGUCAUCUCGUAUGCAGAGUGUCUAUCUCAACUAUAUUUUUUCAUGUUAUUUGUGAUGCUGGAGGUGUUCCUUUUGGCUGUCAUGGCUUAUGACCGCUUUGUGGCCAUAUGCCACCCGCUCCAUUACAUCAUGGUCAUGAGCCCUGGGCUCUGUGUCCUUCUAGUCAUUGCGUCUUGGAUCAUGAAUGCCCUCCACUCCCUGCUACACACACUCCUGAUGAACAGCCUGUCCUUCUGUGCAGACCAUGAGAUCCCACACUUCUUCUGCGACAUCAACCCUCUCCUGAGUUUGUCCUGCACAGACCCCUUUAUCAAUGAGUUGGUGAUCUUCACCCUAGGGGGACUGGCAGGCCUAGGUUAUAUGCUUUGUCUGAUUAUCUCUUAUGCAUAUAUUUUCUCAACCAUCCGGAAGAUCCCCUCAGCUCAGGGAAAGCAGAAAGCCUUUUCUACCUGCAGUUCUCAUCUCUCUGUAGUCUGUCUUUUCUUUGGGUCUUCCUGUUGUGUUUAUUUCAGUCCUCCCUCCACCCGCUCAGCACAGAAGGCCACAGCUGCAUCAGUGAUGUACACCGUGGUUACCCCAAUGCUGAAUCCCUUUAUCUAUAGUUUAAGGAACCAAGACAUCAAGUCUUCCCUGAGAAAGCUCAUUUGGGUUAGGAAAAUACAUUCCUUUUAAAAUUCCCUGGGUGGCAAAAACGGUUAAUCACUUGACUACGAACUGAAAGGUUGGCAGUUUGAACCCACCCAGAGGCACCUCAGAAGACAGGGCUGGUGAUCUGCUUCCAAAAAGUCACAGCCAUAAAAAACCCUGUGGAGCACAGUUCUGUUAUGCAAUACAUGGGGUCUCCAUGUCUGAAUCAACCUCAUGGUAACUGGUUUGCUAGGAUUUAGUGGUAGAGAUUUGACAUCCAACAUGGGCCUCUCCACCCAUUUGCAUUCACCACACUAAGCAGAAAUAGGAGAGGGAGAGAAAUAGAAGACUUCACUUCCAGUAUUUGUGAUCUCAACUUGAAAUCUUCAGGCCUAAGCUAUAGGACUCAAUCAGAGCAAACCCAUCAUCAGGUAAUGUAAUUAGCUUAAAUUCUUACAAUUAUAAUGUUCUAAAAUCAUAGUCAUCCAGACUUAUAAUAUGAUAAAGAAUGUGCUUGAAUACUUUUGAACAACAUAAGACAGUUCAUGACCAAAAUAAGGGAGUGUAUGGCUGGGGUGUUG